GCGCUCUUCAACCACUCAAUCGCAACAAUGGCCAACCUAUCAUAUGGCCGUGGCGGAGCAGGCAACAUGGCCCCCGCCUCCCCAAACCUCCCCCCAACCGACCUCAAAACCCCCACCAUAAAAUCCCAAACCUACACAACCGGCCGCGGCGGGCAAGGAAACAUGCAACCAAACGUCCACCCAGACAUAACCCGUCAAACCCAAGACGUAGAAGCCCACCCCCGCGCCGGCCGCGAACCGGAAAAGAACUUCCAAUGGGGAAGAGGAGGUGCUGGAAAUACGGCGAGCUUGAGUAAAGAUCAGAUUGUGGAUAUUGCGGCGAGAAAUGCGAGUAGGCAGAGAGCGGAGGAGGAGGAGAGGAAGAGAAAUCCUCAGCAACAGGGUGGAGAGAGUAUGGAUCAGAAGCCGAAGAAGGAGAAUAGGGGGAAUGUUGUCGGGCAUAUGCUCCAGAGGGUUAUGAGCAAGGGUCAGUGAGAGGGAAGUCUUGCAAGACAAGAGGAGGGAUAGGUGGAAAGGAAAGGUGAUGUGGUGUUUUCUUGCUCUGCUGUUUUGUCAUCUGCUGUUUUUCUUGAUACCAUUUUACGUUUGCGCUGGAGAGAGAGUACCUAACCUGAUCCAUUUUGUUUUUGCCUACAUCUGCUUCGAAGCCGACUAACCUUUGCAAGGAAAUGCUAUG
This is a messenger RNA of Aureobasidium subglaciale EXF-2481, 676 nucleotides long. RefSeq lists its product as uncharacterized. The transcript is spliced from 2 exons. NCBI's taxonomy places the organism in Eukaryota, Fungi, Ascomycota, Dothideomycetes, Dothideales, Saccotheciaceae. The coding region runs from base 28 to 474 and encodes 148 amino acids. The record is from RefSeq and is a predicted model, not a curated record.